Molecule: messenger RNA, 2594 nt
Organism: Apodemus sylvaticus (European woodmouse)
Lineage: Eukaryota; Metazoa; Chordata; Mammalia; Rodentia; Muridae
Product: PRAME family member 12-like
Exons: 5
Biological process (GO): negative regulation of apoptotic process; negative regulation of cell differentiation; positive regulation of cell population proliferation
Cellular component (GO): cytoplasm
Source: RefSeq, a predicted model, not a curated record
GCGGGGCGGAGCCAUUGUGAAGCCAGAGGCUGAGCUGACCAAGGGAGCUAGGGGUGCGGCUCGGUGCCCCUAGGAGGCCUGCGGACCUGCUACCUUCUCCGGCCUUCCUCCUGGCUGGGGCGAGGUCACUGAGUGGCUGCGGUGCUGCCGAGGCCCAGGUGCAGUGUUUUGCGGCGGCGACCCCCGGGCCGGGGGGCCGGGGAAUGGCGCUGACCCUGGAGACCUCGAUCCCCUGCGCUGCUCUUGCAGCUCAGGCUGCAGAAUUGUGUAACCCGUGACCUCCGGUUCCCCCUCCGCCGCGACUGUAAGGCCACCCCGGCCCUGCCACCCGCGCUGUGUGGUUCGCUGACUUGUGCGCCCACGGAUCUGCUUCGGAGUUCCGCCGCUGGAGAUGCCUCCUUCCUCCAGCGCAGCCAUGUUGGAUUCCCUGACUGUCACCCAGCAACCUCUGGCCAUGCCCCCUGAUGUCCACCGAGCCCCGCCACCACCCCGUGAUUGUGAACCUCAGCCCCUGGCAGGCGCCAUGUUGGCGUCCCUGUCCGUCACCCAGCAACUGCUGGCACCACCCCUGACAUCACCACAGCGCCCGCCCUGCAUCCAGCCUCCUGGACUGUUGUCAUUUCCUGUCUUUAAUUUUUGUGAAUGAACGUGGGCUGGGAGUUUGAAUGUGCGCAUUGGUCAGAGGUCUGGCAGAGGCGAGAAGGAGGUUGCUUCUGACUGAAUAUCUAGCAGGAUGAGCACCUACAACCCUCCCACACUCCAGUAGCUGGCACUGGAUGUGCUGCUGAGGAAAGAUGCCAUAAACUCCUCCGAUCUGGACUACCUGCCCACUGUGCUUUCCUCACCACUCUUCCUAGAGGCCUUCAAUGGAAGACACACACAGAUAUUGAAGGCAAUGGUGGCAGCCUGGCCCUUUACCUGCCUCCCUGUGGGGGCGCUGAUGAAAACCCCUGAUGUGGAGGUCUUGCAAGCUGUGCUGGAUGGCAUAGAUAUAGUGCUGACACAGAAUGUUAGUCCCAGAAGCAGGAAGCUUCAAGUCCUGGACUUCAGAGAUGUGCACCAGGAUUUUUGGGAUGUAUGGGCUGGAAGAAAGGAUGAAGUCUGCUCAGCAAAGACUGGGAAUGAGAAACAAGUUGCAAAGCACAUUCCUAGAUAUGCACUGAGGCAGUGUUUGAAGGUGGUCACUGACCUGAGCCUUGACUUCUCUCUGCAACAACAUCAAACAUGCUUACUACAAUGGGCCCAGCAGAGAAAAGACUCUUUGAGGCUAUGCUGUCUGAAGAUGAAGAUUUGUCACUUCCCAGUGGAGAUUAUCAGGGAGAUCUUGAACAUUUUUCAGCCAAACUAUAUUGAGGAAUUGGAAAUAUACACAAAACAGGACCUAUCCUUUCUAGGUUGCUUUUCACCUUGCUUUGGCCUGAUGAGAAAUCUUCGCAAAUUCCAUCUAAGGGAAAUAAGAUUGAGGAUCUCACUUAGUGGUGUGCUUCAUUUUGCAGAUGUAAAGGACUGUGCUGCCAAACUCCUUUCUCAGUUCUCCAAACUCAACUAUCUCCAACACCUCUCCAUGAAUGGUGGCUACUUUUCCAGUGACAACAUGAAACUGUUGUUCAGAUGCCUGAAGAGUCCCUUGGAGUCCUUGUCUAUGACUGUCUGCCAACUCUCCAAGUCAGACUUGAAACACACGUCAGUGUGUCAGAGGCUCUAUCAACUGAAACACCUGCACUUCGAUGAUGUAGUGCUUCCCAAGUCCUGUUCCAAGAGUCUCUGAAUUCUCCUAGAGAAUGAAUCUGAAACUCUGCAAACCCUGCAGUUAGAGAACAGCAGGAUGAAUGACUCUCAGCUCAAAAUCCUUUUGCCUGCUCUGGGCCAGUGCUCACAGCUCACCUCUGUCAAUUUCUAUGAGAAUGACUUCUCCACUGCUGUAAUAAAGGACCUUCUGCAAUGCAUGGCCAAUCAAAGCAAGCUGGUUGUUGAGCAGUACCCUGCCCCACUAGAGUUCUAUGAUCACGAGGGUUAUCUUAUAGUGGACAGAUUUUCCCAACUGUGUCAAAAUCUCAUGGACAUUCUCAGGGCCAGAAGGCAGCCCAAGACAAUCACAUUUGCUUCAGAAACCUGCCGUUAUUGUUGGAGUCGCUGCAUCUAUGAUAUGAAGACCAGACUUUGCCGUUGCUGGCGGUAAAGAAGAGGUUGAUUCUAGAUGCUAGGACAUGAUAUCUGAGGAAGUACGUUCAUCAUGGGGUUCCGGAACUUUGUGGUUUCAAAUCCAUUGGAAUCAAAAUGGUGUUCUGUGUAUGGAGACCACAAGGGUCACUUGAAAUGAAGAAUAAGAUAAUAACAUCAGGUGUCUAGUAGAAUCAGAAAGACGGUACUGCGUUUCUAAAUGUGCCCCCAUCGGGACAGAAUCGCCAGUGACUUCCCCAUGUUGUAAAUAUAUGGCCAAUUUAUGAAUGUUCUCCUCUCAUGUGCUACCGAGUCACUGACCUCAGUUUUAGGUUUAUGUUCAUAUUAUCCUAUGACAUCAUGAUAUAUGAUCAAAGAAAUUAUCAUGUAAGACAUAUUGGUAGCAUUAAAGUCAAUUAAGACAUUGUAUUUUA